Messenger RNA from Falco peregrinus (peregrine falcon), 1683 nucleotides. RefSeq names its product adiponectin receptor 2 (gene ADIPOR2). Bases 198 to 1358 code for a protein of 386 amino acids. Gene Ontology annotation, biological process: adiponectin-activated signaling pathway. Gene Ontology annotation, cellular component: plasma membrane. The record is from RefSeq and is a predicted model, not a curated record. NCBI's taxonomy places the organism in Eukaryota, Metazoa, Chordata, Aves, Falconiformes, Falconidae. The transcript has 8 exons. Gene Ontology annotation, molecular function: signaling receptor activity.
GUGCGAUGAUGACGGUAUAGGGCAGGGAGGAGGCGACGGGGCCGGGGAGGCGGCGGCGGCAGCGGUUGCCGCAGGAGGGGGGCGGCGCGGGGCGGCGGGCAGCACCUCGCGGGCGCCGGCCGUUGCCAGAGCCAACACAUAAUCAGCCAAACUGAAUCAAGAGGAAGGAGAAUAUUUGCGAAGGCUCCCAGCAUCUCAUGAAUGAACUAACGGAACUCGAUAAUGCUGGUUCUCCAGAGCCAGGUCUACGGCUCAGAAAAGGACACAUGUCUGACGCUACAACAUCACAGACAGCCUUUGAAGAGGACAGCUCUGAGCAGAGGCUUCUUUUAGUGGAGCCACCUCUGUCUUCUGACCAGGAAAAUUGUUCUGAGGAUUAUAAACACAACGAUGAGUCACCUCAAGAAGAUGAAGGGUUUAUGGGUAUGUCACCUCUUCUACAAGCCCACCAUGCUAUGGAGAGAAUGGAAGAAUUUGUGUGUAAGGUAUGGGAGGGCAGAUGGAGAGUCAUUCCCCAUGAUGUUCUGCCUGACUGGCUAAAGGACAAUGACUACCUGUUGCAUGGACACAGACCACCCAUGCCUUCUUUCCGGGCUUGUUUCAAGAGUAUCUUCAGAAUACAUACAGAGACUGGUAACAUCUGGACACAUCUUCUAGGAUGCGUGUUCUUUCUUUGUCUGGGAAUCUUCUACAUGUUCCGGCCAAACAUGUCCUUUGUAGCACCUGUGCAGGAGAAAGUGGUCGUUGGAUUGUUCUUCUUGGGAGCCAUACUCUGCCUCUCCUUCUCAUGGCUCUUCCACACAGUUUAUUGCCACUCUGAAGGUGUUUCCCGGCUCUUCUCCAAGCUGGAUUAUUCUGGCAUUGCACUUCUCAUAAUGGGCAGCUUUGUACCAUGGUUGUACUACUCCUUCUAUUGCAACCCUCAGCCUUGCUUCAUCUACUUGAUUGUGAUUUGUGUCCUGGGCAUUGCAGCCAUAAUUGUCUCACAAUGGGACAUGUUUGCAACCCCUGAAUACCGGGGUGUAAGGGCAGGAGUAUUUCUAGGUCUGGGUCUUAGUGGGGUUAUUCCCACCCUGCACUUUGUCAUCUCUGAGGGGCUCCUGAAAGCAGCCACAAUGGGGCAGAUAGGCUGGCUGGCACUCAUGGCAUGCCUGUACAUCACUGGUGCUGCACUAUAUGCUGCCCGCAUCCCGGAGAGAUUCUUCCCUGGCAAGUGUGACAUCUGGUUCCACUCCCAUCAGCUGUUUCACGUCUUUGUAGUGGCUGGUGCUUUUGUGCACUUCCACGGAGUUUCAAAUCUCCAGGAGUUCCGUUUCACAGUUGGAGGAGGCUGCACAGAGGAAGAAGGGAUGCAGUAAAACCAGCCUUCAGCCCAAGAUCGUAACCAAAACAGUACCGCAAGUGCGGUUGAAGCAUACAGGCUAGCAAAAUGAAUACCUAAGAAGAAUCCAUGUUUCAGCUGAUGGGACACGGAGCUUCAUGGGGAUUCUGACUAACCAAGACAAAUUCUAUACCUCAAGCAAUGGAAUGAAUCAAUUUGAAGACCAGGAAAUUCUGAAACCCUAACUUAUUCUUGGGAUCUACAGAUUGAGCUACAGAGGACCCUUUCCAAAUCGGCUUCUGUUCAAUGCCAUAUUUAUUUGUAGAACUGGGGAGGGAUAGCUUAGCAGUUUCCUUUUUUUU